AUGAAUAACAGUGAUUCUGAUCAUGACAGUACCACAGUUAGCUAUUCUCUUGAAGAGGAUCGAGUACGAGACCUUGAUGAGAACAUGAUCGACUCACCCCCACCGGACGGACGCCACCACGAGGAACCACCCCCUCGUUACGAGGACGUGAUAGAAGGACAGGAAGAAGAAGGAGGAGGGGAGGAGCAUAGGGAGCUGCUGCAACCUGAGGGAAUGGAGGAAGGGGUCAGAGAAGAAGAGGAAGAGAUAAAAGUAGUAGUGGAAGAAAUGCCUCAAGCUGAAGAUCCUAUCCCAUCUUCCGACAAUGCCACGCCCCAAGACACGCCCACAACACGAGAAACAUCAAUCGAAUUCCCCCUGACUCAUUUUUAUGAACUAGAGGGUCGAACCCACACUGAUCAAUGGUCCAUACCUUAUAAAAGAGAGGAAUCACUGGGAGUUUGUAUGCUGGCUACUAUUAGGAUGAUGAAAGAAGGUGCUGGAGUUGCUGAAGCUGACGAGAAUUGCGUCAAGUUUUUACAGAGAACCAUGCCAAGCUGCUUUGAUAAAUUGUUAGCUCAUGAUGCUGUGUUCAGGUGGGAUGAGUCCAUCAUGAAAGGAAUCCGUGAGAUGACGUUGAUACUAAUGGAGUUGAUCAGUGUUAGGCUAAGAUAUAAACCAGUUCCAGUUUAUUUAUUGAAUAUGUUGUCACUGGUUGUUAGGUUAACAGAGGAACCCUUUUCUCCUGCUCGUACUGGUCUAAAGAACCCAAUAGCAGUCGAGAGAGUAAGGGCGUGGCUCAUUGAGAAUAAGGUCUUAUCAAUAGCAUUCGGAGGUAAUCUACAUCAGGCCCAGUAUUGUGAUAAAGUGAAAUCAAUCGUCGAGUUUUUGGGUACCGACCUCUCGACAGACGAACUCAACACUAUAUGGGACAUGCAGGUUGACAAGAAUCCUGCUCAAGUGGAGAACAUUCAUAAUAUACUAGCGUAUGCAGCUUCAAGAUUCUCACCACAACAUAUGGAUACUUUAUUUCAACUAAUUCAACAAAGUUGGGAGAAAGCCUCUUCUGACAGAUACAGAGAGAAGCUGCUAGGACUGAUUGGAAAGAUUGGGAAAGACGAUAGGACUGGAAAGACUGCUUCAAAGAUUUUAGAGCUGUUAUGGGGUCUGGCCCAUUUGCCUCAGUUGAGUCGUGAGAUGGUGGAGCUGGCCCUGGACUCUCAUCACUCGAUACUGAUAGAGUCAUUCCAUACCAAAGACAGUGACAAGAGAAACUAUAUUGGUAAAUGUGUUGAAGAUAUUAAGAAAUGUCAGUGGGUAGUAUCAGCAUUGCUUCAGUUGCACAGACUAGCUAAAGGAAUGUUCAGGUCUAGUUAUGGACACAAGGACCAGCAACAGAUAGCAGAACUGCAGAAACAAUACGACCUGUUGAGAACUGUCUCUGGAACCAUGAACAAGAUUCAUGCUAAAACAGUUGCUGCCUGCAGAGAAAAAGGAGAAGAACUAACUGGUAAUACCAUCAUUGAUGGUCGUUACACACAAGAAGAGUGUAUAAAUGCUCAUCUUGAGUUGUUACACUUCUUACUUCAAGAUGGCUCACUCUAUCUUCCUUUUAAAAGAUGCAAUGAAGUGUGGGACACACUCAUUGCUAAUCCUGAUGCCUGUGCCUCUGAUAGAAGAUUGGCCUUCAAGUGGUUUGAUCGCUCCAUUGGUGACCUUGAGAGUGACACUCAACAAAGCCUGUUUACUAAACGAGUCCUACGAGUAGAGCCUGUACUACUGGACAUGGCUGGGUAUCAUUGUAUUAGGAGCUUCUUUGAGACUAUUAACCUGGCGGAGAGGAAACUGAGGAAACUUCACUCACACCAACUGGUAGUAGAUAAUCCUGAUUUAACUGGUAUAGAUUACCUCUGGAAGGCUGCCCUUGAAGUCACAGACAGUAUAAUAGCUGAUGAACUGAUAUCACACAUACUACAAAUAACAUACAAUGUACUAGGGCCCAAACUGAAGAAGGAGCCCGAGAAGUUACAUCGUCGGUUUAUUGACGAGUGCUUCACUCGUCUGGAGAGUCUCAUAGAACCAGUUGAAAGCCUUGACCCUAACUUAAGAGUCCAGUGUGUCGAGAGACUCCUCCUACUAGCACAACGCUACCUCACUACGGUUGAGUGUCAUUCUAACGAGACCUUAUCUUCAUUGAGGAAGAGGGUGAGCGAGAGGCUUAAAGUAACUCUGGAACAAAUCCAAAUAGGAACGACAGAGAAAUGGUUAACUCAUUACAAUAAGUUGCUGCAUCAGUUGAAUCUGACUGAAGAGCAUCAGAUAAUAGUCAAGACUACCAGUGUUGGAUAUAGCUCCUCAUCACUUGAUACUAACACUGAAAGAUUAAAGAUUGCUUUGAGACAAGAGAGGCUGUUGCCAGGUGUCAUAAUGGCUAACGAGAAAGACAUUUUUACAAAACUGGAGCAGCUCUGCCAAUCGGGAGAACCAAGGGUUAUAGAAGCAGUACGGACUCUUCUUUCUCUCAUUCCUAUUAAUCAGAAGGUUCUUGAGGCUCUUGAGGUUUUUGUUCAUCCGAUAUCAACUGAAGGAGCUUCAGAGGAUACUCGUCUCCCUCCGACUCCAGCAGCUGUCCUCUCAGAUUUUUACGAUGCAUCAAAAGUCUCUCCUACACAAUUACUGUAUAACCUUGAGGUCCUCAGUGGUAAGCUAAUGCCGACCAAUCAGAUCACUGAAGUCGAUUCAUCUCAAACUUUCCGUCGAAACUUCCUAGAGGCCGAGGGCCUCAAAGUUGUCCUUAACAUACUCCACAGCUCCAAUUUCCCUCCAGAAACCGACGUCACCGUCCGUCAAGACUGUUACGCAAUCACUCUAACCCUAGCGAGAGUCCUUUUAUGUCCUCCGCCCACUUCAUCCGAUACUGAAGGUGGUGUGGAGGGAGUUGAUAAGCCACACCUUCCUGUUGGUAGACAGAUGAGUCGGAAUGUAGAGGAUGAGGUCGCUAGACAUACGAUAGAGACAAUGACUAAUGAUGAUUUCCGAACCAUCCUCUCCUGCCUAAUGAGAGUCUGCUGGUCAGCAGGAGCUGGUAAACUGUAUCUUGCUACAGGAGAGGGCAGCGAUCAGUUGAAGUCUGGCCUGUGCUCUUUCACUACCAGUGUAGUUAACAGCAAGGAUGUCAGUAUUGCUCAAGAGUCUCUAGAACUUCUCGUCACUUGUCUAAAACUUCGUAAAAACCUUUUGAAAAUAUUUUAUGAGCUCUCACGUGUAGAAGAGUUUGUGAUUGAUGUGUUGCUGGGCUCCUCCCAGCCUGACCUCCGGAACCAAAUGAUGGAAUCCUUUUUUGAUCUUUGUUUGGACGCUAGGUUUUACUCAGUGUCUUAUGAAGAUUCAGAGGAUCAGUCCAAUCAGCCCAAGAGACCCUGCCCCUCCCCCUCAGAGACUCCACAACAUUUCUUCCUUCACCUCCUUCUGAAUUCUACCCCUACCCUGUUGCUAUGGAAACUGACCCCGCCCAGCAAUUCCGACCUAGUGCUGUGGGGAAGGUGUACGGAAUAUUUUAUUUUUUUAUCUCACCUUCUCAAAAGAUUAUUAGUAUCUGAGCAGGAGUCUCUCUCCAUUGAUGUCCAUCACAUGUUAAAGAAGGAGUUGGACUGGUUAUCAUCAGUGACCAUACCUCCCCCUCCUUGUCCUCCAGUACAGACACUCCUUGCUGGACACUUGAACCUCAUAAGAGCUUUGAUGUCUUGUCACGGUGUUGAUAAGUCCUCCUAUACUGAUACUUUGGUACCAGAUUUACUUGAUAAUUUUCUAUUCCCAGCCUCACAUUUGGUCUCACAAUCAAGAGAUCCAGAGGCUAAGGGUAUACUAAACAUUGAACCAAAGUGUAGUGAUGUUGCUGCUAGAGUUGCUGCCUAUGAUCUCCUGAUUGAGCUCUCCACCGACUGUCUUGCUAACUUGAAGUGUGUAGCCAACAGGUUGAUAGCAAUGCACCACAGCUGUAGACCAAUGAACUCUAAAGAAUGGGAGUUCCGUCCUCUCACCAUUGGUAGAUCUCCCUGUGGUUACGUUGGUCUUAAGAAUGCUGGUGCUACCUGUUACAUGAAUACAGUCCUGCAGCAGUUGUACAUGCAGCCCGGGAUAAGGGAGGCUAUACUGGGAGUGGAGAGAGAUGAAGAAGACUCAAGUAUCCUACCUGAUGUCCAGUGCAUCUUUGGUCAUCUCCUUGAGAGUAAUCUGCAAUACUAUACUCCUGACCUCUUCUGGAAGAACUUUAGACUAGAGGGUCAACCCGUCAACGUAUUAGAACACCAGGAUGCCUCUGAGUUUUUCUCAAGCUUGACUGAUCAGAUAGACGAGACUCUUAAAAAAAGAGGACACAGUAAAGUGUUUGAGGAGAGAUUUGGUGGACAGUUUCUGGACCAAAUCAUAUGUCACGGCUGUGAACACAGGUUUGAGAAGCAGCAAGGUUUCACGUCCCUCCAGCUCUCAGUGGUUCAGUCUAAGAGUCUCACUGAGAGUCUCCAGGAGUUUGUGCGAGGUGACAUGCUAGAGGGAGACAACAGAUACCUCUGUGGAGAGUGCCAAGAGAAGAGGGACACUUUAAAGCGUACCUGCAUCAAGACUCCUCCCCCUACCCUGGUAGUACACCUCAAGAGGUUUGACUAUGAUUGGGAGACUAACAGAGAAAUUAAAUUUAAUAAUUACUUUGAGUUCCCUAAGACGCUAGACCUGGAGCCAUACACAGCUGAAGGUAUUACGAGCCGUGAGAAAGGCCUAGGCCCCUCCUCUCCAUUAAUAUAUAACCUGACUGGGAUAAUAGUACACCAGGGACAAGCUUCAGCUGGUCACUAUUACGCAUUCAUUAAAACAAAGGGGAAAAAUACUUUUAUGAAAGCCACACCCUCGUUACACAAAGCCACGCCCACAAUACCGGAGGAGGAAGAGAUGGAGACUAUACAGACACACCCACUCCAGGAGGAGGAGAAGGAGGAGGAGCAAUGGCUCAAGUUUAAUGAUACUUUAGUGGAGCGAUUCAUCAUUGAUGAGUUCACACUGGAGACUGAGUGUUUUGGAGGCAGUGUUAGGAGCAACUCCUCUGAUCCAGUUCACACGUCCCAUCCAGAGAGUAGAGUGAGGCACUGGAAUGCUUACAUGUUGUUUUAUGAGGCAGCGAAUGAAAUCAAGAAAACACAAGACACUCGUAAAGAACAGGACAGUCCAGUGACUGUUGUACCAACAAUGUCCAGUGAAGAUAAUUUGAGUCAGUUACAAGAGCUGGUCACAAAAGGAGAGAAAAGAGGAGUUUUUAAUGAUAACAUACCCCUCACCAUACAGAGAAGUCAAUAA
This is a messenger RNA of Amphimedon queenslandica, 5325 nucleotides long. Its product is annotated as ubiquitin carboxyl-terminal hydrolase 24-like. Lineage: Eukaryota; Metazoa; Porifera; Demospongiae; Haplosclerida; Niphatidae. Gene Ontology annotation, molecular function: cysteine-type deubiquitinase activity. Gene Ontology annotation, biological process: protein deubiquitination. Gene Ontology annotation, cellular component: cytosol; nucleus. Bases 1 to 5325 code for a protein of 1774 amino acids. The transcript is spliced from 41 exons. The record is from RefSeq and is a predicted model, not a curated record.